GUAAACUCUUAUGAGUGUAUUUAAACUGUACUUCUGCAUGAGCAUUCUUCAGUCUCGGUGCUGCUACACUGAAUGUGACUUUCAUCAUGUACCUGAUUCAAGGCAUCAUCCUGCUGCUGCUCAGCAUCAGUCUAGUUCAGAGUCAUUCCAUAAAGGCAUUGGCUGAUGUGACCUCUGAGGAGACUGAUAACAGCAUCGACCAGGAUUAUUUCUCUGUAUCUGCCAGAAUUGAAAGAGCCAACAAAAAUGCUGGAAAGCCAAAGGGUGAAUUCACCAUUACACAUGGUGACAUAGCCGAGUACACUGAGCUCCAGAAUGCAGAUCCAUGCACUUCUCGUAGGUGCAAAUGGCCCAGGGGCAGUGAUGGGAAGGUUAAGGUGCCCUUCACCAUUUCCACGGAAUAUUCAUCCUCUGAAAUAAGUGUUAUCCAGCGUGGGCUGGCCUCCUUCCAAAAUUCAACUUGUAUCCAAUUCAUACCUCGCACCAAUGAAGAAGACUUCAUUAAUAUAAUCUCAGACUCUGGGUGCUACUCUUUCGUGGGUCGCAGGGGUAGAAGACAAGUUGUGUCCCUACAACGCAAUGGCUGCGUUUUCCAUGAGAUCAUCCAACAUGAGCUUCUCCAUGCUCUGGGCUUUCAUCAUGAGCAGACUCGUAGUGACCGUGACAAUCAUGUCAGAAUCCUCUUGGAAAAUGUUAUACCUGGACAAGAGUCCAAUUUUGACAUAGUCAACACCAACAAUCUGAACACCUCAUAUGACUACAAUUCUGUCAUGCACUAUUCAAGGUUUGCUUUCUCCAGGAACAGGCGGCCAACUAUCAUCCCUAUACCAGAUAAUAACGUUCCCAUUGGACGUGCCACUGAGAUGAGCCCCAAUGACAUUCUACGUGUCAACAGGCUCUACUGCAGUUAAAUGAGUCAUUCGUAACAUCACCAGUGUAUUUCAAAUGCUUUUAAAAUGCUUUAAAAAAAAAAAACUGUUUGCAAUAAGAUUGAAAAGGCUCUGCUCUUGAUGUAGUCUGAUACCCCUCCCCCCUCGACCCACCCUUUAAAUUUCAGCAGCCAUCUUGGGACAAUUUGCUUAGAGUUUAUAGUAACAUUUCAUGUAUUCUGCUUUUCUACUUUUCGAUUUUUACAUGCAGUGCUCACUUUGAGAUACAUCUCACAACAGCAAUGAUGAUUACAAGCUGUUGUUUUUGUUGUGAUGAAAAUGUAUUUGGAAUCCCUUAGAAAUUAUGUCUCUCAAACAUCUAUGAAUAAAGAUAAUGUGGCUGGUGA
Messenger RNA from Ictalurus punctatus (channel catfish), 1276 nucleotides. Its product is annotated as high choriolytic enzyme 1. Bases 87 to 911 code for a protein of 274 amino acids. The record is from RefSeq and is a predicted model, not a curated record. Gene Ontology annotation, biological process: proteolysis. Gene Ontology annotation, molecular function: metalloendopeptidase activity; zinc ion binding. NCBI's taxonomy places the organism in Eukaryota, Metazoa, Chordata, Actinopteri, Siluriformes, Ictaluridae. The transcript has 8 exons.